GGGUCACUUUUCCGUCAAUAUGAGUGAGAUGUGCCCGCUGUCUGUGUCCCGGUGAGGGCUCCGUCAUCGGGUCUACGCCGGGAACACACCAGACGGUGCUCCGUUAGUCCGGGAGGCCAUUACCGGCGGGGGAGGAGCGCUAGUCAGCUGUUAGCUAAUGAGCUCGUCGUCUCCCAGCAUCCUGCUGGUGGAGCCAUUCUAUGGUGGAUCUCACAAACAGCUGAUCGAUCUUUUGAACGAAAAUAUCAUUGACUGCUGCGUCUUCACACUCCCCGCCAAGAAGUGGCACUGGAGGGCGAGAACAGCAGCACUGUACUUCAGCCAGACCAUCCCCACCUGUCCAACGUACAGGGUUCUGUUCAGCAGCUCGGUUCUGAACCUGUGUGAGCUGGUGGCUCUCAGACCUGAUCUGGCUCGACUGAAAAAGAUCCUCUACUUCCAUGAGAACCAGCUGGUUUAUCCGGUCCGCAAAGACCAGGAGAGAGACUUCCAGUACGGAUACAACCAGGUUCUGUCAUGCCUGGUAGCAGACGUCGUCGUGUUCAACUCGUUCUUCAACAUGGACUCUUUCCUGUUGUCUAUCUCCUCCUUCAUGAAAAAGAUUCCUGACCAUCGACCCACAAACCUCGAGCAGCUGAUCCGUCCCAAGUGUGUGGUCCUGAGCUUCCCUCUCCAGUUUCCUGACGUCAGCAGGCUGAUGCCCAAACACAAACUGGUCCGUCAGCAGCAGAUCAGUGAUGAGCCUCACACUCACAGGAUUUAUUUUUCUAACAGGUCUGAGGAUCCACAUCCGUCCACAAUUGAACAUGACCUGGAACCAGUUUCAGACCAGGACUCUGGAGACCAGAUCAAACCUCUGCACAUCGUCUGGCCUCACAGAUGGGAACAUGAUAAAAACCCAGAGCUGUUCUUCUCAACACUCAUGAGACUGAAAGAGAAACAACUGAACUUCAAGCUGUCGGUGCUCGGAGAGACAUUCACUGACAUCCCAGCCAUCUUCUCUGAGGCUCGCCGUCAGCUCGACUCUCACGUCGUCUCGUGGGGUUUUCAGAACAGGAAGUUAGAUUACCUCAGAGUUCUGUGCGAGGCAGACGUGGUUGUCUCCACCGCCAAACAUGAGUUCUUCGGCGUCGCCAUGACGAUGUUGAUUCAGCUCUGGGAACAAACAUUAAAAAGAAGAAAAUCCUCUGGAACGAAAACCCAGCAAAUCCCAGCUGGUCUGAAAGUUUUAGAGUUAGAAGCUGUUCACUGCGGAUGUUUUCCUCUGUGUCCGAAGGCUUUGGUGUAUCCUGAAAUAUUUCCAGCACAGUAUCUGUACUCCACACCUGAGCAGCUGUGUAAACGUCUGCAGGAACUUUGCAGGAGGCCCGACCUCGCCCGCAGACAUGUCGUCAAGGUCGACACCUCCUCCUUCUCCUGGAUGCAUCUGAAGGAUCGUUUUAAGAUGCUCCUGCAGACACAGGUCCCUGAACGCACCGCAGGCCAGUCUGAGGCUGAAGUCCAUUAGCUGUUAACGGUUUGGAGGUUUGGAUGGAGCGUCUGCCAAGCCCUCGUCACGCCUGACUUGAUGCCUUGUCCUGCAGAACGCCGUGGUGACAUCCAGGAUGAGCGUCUCUAGUUCCUCUGAGCUCCGAAUCAAAGAACGGCCGGAGACGCCGAGUCUGGAACUGUAAACGUCUCCGUCUUCUGGAGAACAACUCGCUUUUAUGUGUCUGAUUGGGGGGGGGGGUGUUAACUGUAAAAGCUCUCAUGUGGCCACAGGCAGCACCGCCUCCUGAAUCCUGAAACCAUUUUGAUCUUCACCACAGCCCCCAGGUCACGUGAUCAUUGUUACCAGGUGUGAACCUGAGAGUGACGCUCCAUCACACACUGUUGCACCACAUCACAUCAUCACUAUGACGACACAACACGACCUCAUGAUGUGAUCUGCAGAGCAGAAACAAAAUAUAGAACAAGAAUAGUGUAUUAAUGAAAAACUGAAAAGCAAACUGAAUUAUUGUAACUUGUUUUUAAUAAAAAAUGUUGAGUGAG
This is a messenger RNA of Hippoglossus stenolepis (Pacific halibut), 2031 nucleotides long. RefSeq names its product glycosyltransferase-like domain containing 1 (gene qtman). The coding region runs from base 158 to 1507 and encodes 449 amino acids. The transcript has 12 exons. Lineage: Eukaryota; Metazoa; Chordata; Actinopteri; Pleuronectiformes; Pleuronectidae. The record is from RefSeq and is a predicted model, not a curated record. Gene Ontology annotation, molecular function: glycosyltransferase activity.